Anopheles nili is the source of this 4176-nucleotide messenger RNA. RefSeq lists its product as uncharacterized. Lineage: Eukaryota; Metazoa; Arthropoda; Insecta; Diptera; Culicidae. Gene Ontology annotation, molecular function: histone acetyltransferase binding. Bases 1 to 4176 code for a protein of 1391 amino acids. The record is from RefSeq and is a predicted model, not a curated record. Gene Ontology annotation, cellular component: NSL complex. The transcript is spliced from 10 exons.
AUGGGACUAGCGGUUGCCCCGUUUGUACCCGUGAAGACAACAUCCGAUGCUGUGAAAGAGAUGGCCCCCGCUCUAACGGAGCCACUUAGCCAAAGCAAGUUGUCCUCAUCUGCUGCUUCCGGUGCCUCACCGAGGACGAGCAGCAGCACAACGGCAACGGCCACCGUUACCGAUACACUCGGUGGUACCACAAUCAUCCCUUCUCCGGAGAAUGUGCACUCCGAAUCACAUGAUCAGUCGUCCUUGUUGGCAGAGCUCGUAACAGGACAAGAGCAUGACCUCCAAGUCGCUUCGGAGCAGGAAAUCCAUGCGAUCAGUGAGUGUGACGCUACUGUAACGGUGGCCACUACAACAUCCGAGCAUCACGGAAGUGGGGAUAUCUCAAUGAGUUCCGAAACUGGAAUUGUAUCCACGACGGUGGAUGACAUACAGAACAACAACAAUGGUGUUCAAGGGCUGAAACUGGAAGUCGAUCCUAGCCGAGACUUGAUCGAAUUGGCCCUCGAGCAGCUACAUCACGACGCAUCUAUGGGUGGAGGAGGAGAAAGCUGUGAAGUACCGGCGAUGCCGGCCACCAAUGUGGCGAACAUGGACGUCUCUUCGUCUUCGCCCAUGCCAGGCAACAUGUUGCACCUUCAAGAACAGUCGCAGGGAGAUUUGAUGUCAUUAGCUAUUCCUCCGGCGCAAGGUACCUUACCUCAAGGAUCGCUUUUUCAAGAUUCGCACCAGCAACAACUGCACCCUCAGUAUCAACAACAGAUGCCAUUGACGCCGGGAGGAAUGAUGGCGGUGCCUCUGGCCCAAGAUUCGUCCCAGUCGUCGUCCUCUCUUGGUGGUGCUGGCGUCAGCGGAUCUAGUGAGCUGGGAAUGCAGUUGAAGGAGAGCUCUGACAUGGAUCAAAUGAUCCGCGAGCUUUCCACGUCCGACAUAGACAUUAUGCAAGUGUUGAGAAGUUUCGACAACAACAGCUUGCUGCUCUUCAGCGAUGCCGACGUGGCGAAUCUGUGCGAUGUACCGGUGGGCGAUGGCAGCCAGCCGCAAACAUCACCGAACAAGGACCGCGAGAGAUUGGAACAGCACGCGGAGAUUGUUAAGUUGCAGGCGCUAAUGCAACGGAAGCAGGAUUUCCUGGCACGUCGUCUCAGUAAGAUUAAAGCUCGAUACAUGGGUCAACAUGUGAGCGAAGAGAUUGCAGGGCUGUACGAAUACACGCUGCGAUAUUGGAAGAAAUGUGAAAAGGAAAACGCCAAGCAAAUGCACAAUAACAACAGUAGAGCAGGAGGAAAUAUACAUUACGGGACGUCUACACUUGCCGGUGAUAGCGGAUGCUGGCCUGAUAUCAUUCCGUUUCAGGCUCCUCCGCCGGAUCAGACGCCAGAAAAGCUGAAACCUAUAUCGGCCAACGCGCUGAAGACGUUCUCCAAGCGGCUUGAAUCGAUAUCCAACACGAUCUGUUCCGUGCAGAGCCAUCGAGUGAUGAACAAUCGCUAUUUCCAUGGCGUGAGCAACGCUCCAGCAGCAGGAACAUCCCGGUCAGUAUCGUCGAUGACCAGCGGAACCAGUGGGUGGACGGGCUCGGAAAAAUCGAAGGAGUUUGCAAAUAUCUCCAACACGAUCCCGAUGUUUGAGCAACCGGCAACCCAAGAGCUGGAGCAGACUGCCGGAAUGCUGUAUGCCGAGCUGAGACAGGUUCAAGAAACCAUCGAUUCGGAUGCUACGCUUAGCAGUUCCGGCGGGGAAUCGGCCGAUGAAUCAAUGCCGUAUGUGAAUGCCUUACAGGAACCACUCGCAAUCACGGAGCGAGCCGCGUGGAAAUGGGCAAAUAAUCGCGCGGCUGUGGCGAGCAGGUGGACCUGGGUGGUGGCGCGAAUAGCGGACCUGGAAUAUCGCAUCCGGCAACAUAACGAGGUGCUAAACAAAAUCCGAAUCAACAAAGGCCCCAUCACACUUGAAGGGUUGUCUGAAAUCCCGGAAGUGAAUGGCUAUCGAGGUCCUCUUCCCGGCAGCAGCAAAGCACCAAUCUCCGAAGCUACAGACGCGGAGACUGGUGACGACGACGCUAAUGUCGUGUCCGGAUGCUGCCGAACGAGACCUUACUGUCGAGAGAAGUUCCGAAAACGGCGGCUGCUGCAAACGCACAAUCUGCACACGGUCUCGAAAAAAGCGGCCAAGUCAAGCAACAUCAAAUGUGGCUGCCAAUGGCCCCUUCUACCGUGUGCCCUUUGCACUGGUCGGCCAGAUCCGACAGCACCACGAGAUCCGGCCGAUACGAUGACAUUCUCGGAACGCGUCGCCCUACUUGAUGCCAGCUAUCAUCCGGUGUUAAGUUUUCCAGAAGACAUUUCGCACAGCAUACACCUGGAGGCGAUUAUGCGAACCCCGGAGUGGCAGAGCAAAAUGAUCCGCUCGAACGCAACAACCGCUUCCACGGACUCGGCGACAGGAGCGGUUUCGCGUGGACAUCAUCACCAUUCCGCGGCGUUCUUUUCAUCCGGUGACGAAACAGCGCCGUCCUCGCACGGUAAGCGCUAUGCCAGUUCCGACGGCAAGCGGAAGUAUGGUGCCAUGACCAGCAACAAGUACAAGAGCAUCGAUCGCUCCAUGGGCGGCGAUAGUAGCAACAAAUAUAAAAGAGCCAAAUCAAGGCGGGAUGUGAUUCUGCCGAAUAACCGAAGAUCUGGACCGGGUUACCCAAUAGAUGGUUCGCGUUCGGGUCCAAACGGGCACAACAAAAAUCAUCGCACAUUGAGCAAAUCGAGAAAGUCUUCACAUAGUUAUGACUACUACGAUGGCCAUGAGGGCGGCGUAAGCCGAAGUAAAAAUUCAUCACCAACGCCCAACACCCGUAACGAAAGGAGGCAUCGCAACAAUUCGUACGACAUCGGCAGUAUCGUCAUUCCUCAGAGUAUGGCAGCCUCAACUAGGGUAUCGUUACCACAAUAUAAGGACAUAACUAUACCAAAAUGGCGGAUUGUGGACGAAAAGGACGAUGCAGUCGAUGAAAUGGAACAUACGAGUGAAAUGUCUGGUGCAGGCUUGUCGUUGAUUGAGGCUAAAGAAAAUCCAAUGGGUAAACCUUCGUCGAAGACCGACCCGUUCCAUCCCCCGAAUGGUACAAAAACGACGACAUCGAUUGCGAUUCCUUCCACCUCUGGUUAUACUGAAAAUUCGCAGCAACAGCAACAAUUGAUUGUGAUACCGGCGCAAGACGAGGAAGACAUUUCAGAGGAAGCGAUCAUGCUGAAACAUGAGCGCGCUCUGCAAGAGGAGCGGAAAAAAUUCCGAUCAUAUCUGAAGUUCCCUUGGAGUCGGCCUCGAGCAAAGAGGCGCACUGAGAGCCGGGCUGGUUCCAGUGGAGGCAACACACCAGAUCCAACCUCGCCUGCACCGCCGACACCUAUGAUUGAGCAUGAUUCGUCGCCUGCUUGCCCGUCUACACCAAUAACUUCUCAGGAUGGACAGGAGCUCUCUGAAGCAAACGUUAUGAAUGCCCUUAAUAAGAGCCUUUAUAAAAAGGAACGGCGUCGAACAGUAUCGUCGAAACGAGAAGAUCAACAAGCACAAGGAGCAGGCACCAUUACGCCAGAUACACGUGAGAUUGUUUCACCGUAUGAAACACUGGAGUUCCCACUGGCAAACGAUAUUUUCGAGGGUAUGCUCCGGGCGAUGCCCAGCGACCACAUUGCGCUGGCGAAUGAUUGUCUCAGCAAGCUGACAGGCCGCAACGGUUUGCCGUACCGUAGAAAACCGGCAAGAAACAAUAAUAUUAUGCUAAGGGUUAAGUCAACCAUUAAUCUGGCUCCAGCCAGCUUGGGAAUUGGCACCCAAAAUCCGCUUAGCUCGAACGCAUCGACCGCGACAACGGUGUCGGCAACCGAGACGGACUUGGAGGAUUUCGAUGACGAAGAUCUGAUGCUCGCAAAGCGGACGGAAAAUCAACUCAUCAUGGAGCGGCUGCUGAACAGCCGGAGCGAGUCACAGCAGUACGAAAUAGUGCCACCCUCGGCAAAGCCUAUGUUGGAUGACGACGAAGAUGUAAUCGAUGACGAAGAAACAGACACCGGCGAAUCGCUGUUCGUCGAAGAGGACGACCCCAAUGAUCCCGAGUGGAAUGAUCGUUCUGCUGGAAGGUCCACCGGUGGAGCAGCCAGUGGCUUCGGUAGUGGCAGAGGAUAA